AUGGCUACGUUGGCGAAUUCUUUUGCUAAGGAUGGGGCUGCGACCGCCAUCAUCAUCCCCCAGAAACCCUCUCCGCUGACGAUAUCUUAUCAGCAACUGAAUGCCGAAGUGGCUAGUUUCCAGAAGAAGCUGGCAAAGCUGGGCAUUCGUCCUGGGGAUGCGGUCUCAAUUGCUCUCCCUAAUUCAUAUGAGUUUAUAGUUUCUUUCCUGGCUGCCACCUGGCAGCGGGCCAUUGCCGCGCCGCUUAAUCCGGCCUACAAACAGGAAGAAUUCGAGUUCUAUAUAGAUGACCUGAGUUCUGCCUUGACUGUGGUGCCCAGAGGCUUUUUCGAGAAGGACGGACCCGCUGUGAGGGCUGCUCGAAAGUACAAGGCCGCGAUUGCUGAGUGCUACUGGGACGGAAAGGAAAUCGUACUGGAUGUGAAAGAGCUGGGAAAGCUGGCAGGAAAGGGCAAUCAGAAGGUUGAAACGGCACAGCCUGAUGACAUUGCCCUUGUGCUACACACCAGUGGCACGACUGGUAGACCAAAAGCUGUCCCGCUCACCCACCGAAACUUGACGCGGACUAUGAAGAACAUCCAGGCCACUUACCAAUUGUCGCCCGAGGACCGAACCCUCCUUGUUAUGCCAUUGUUCCACGUGCACGGACUGCUCGCCGCGUUUCUUGCACCGCUGUAUUCAGGAGGUUCGGCAAUCGUGCCUCCCAAGUUCUCUGCAUCCGAGUUCUGGACGGACUUCAUCACUCAUAAAGCGAAUUGGUAUACGGCGGUGCCCACGAUCCACCAGAUCUUGCUCAAGACGCCCUUGCCGAAUCCGAAGCCGAAGAUCCGCUUCAUCCGGUCGUGUUCUUCGCCACUGUCUCCCAAGACUUUCCAUGAUCUGGAAAAGACGUUCGAGGCCCCGGUGUUGGAGGCGUAUGCCAUGACGGAAGCAGCGCAUCAGAUGACCAGCAACCCGCUUCCACCCGGGAAACGAGUCCCAGGAAGCGUGGGAUUCGGACAAGGUGUCGAGGUCAAAAUCUUGGACGAGAACGGCAACGAGGUGCCGCAGGGCAAAGAGGGGGAGAUAUGCAUCCGUGGUGAGAAUGUCACCAAGGGAUACCUGAACAACCCGUCUGCCAACAAGUCGUCGUUCACCAAGGACGGUUUCUUCCGUACUGGCGACCAAGGCAAGAAAGACGCCGACGGGUACGUGUAUAUCACGGGCCGCAUCAAGGAGCUCAUCAACAAGGGAGGAGAGAAAAUCAGCCCGAUUGAGCUCGACAAUGUGCUGGCAACCAACCCGAAGAUUGCGGAGGCGGUGUCCUUUGCAAUUCCGGACCCGGGUCACUACGGGGAAGAUAUUGGUGUCGCGGUCGUUCUGAAGGGAGACAGCUCUGAAGAAGAGCUGAAGACGUGGAUGGCAGGGAAGGUUGCCAAAUUCAAAGUUCCGAAGAAGAUCUGGAUUCUGAGAGAGAUCCCCAAGACGGCGACGGGCAAGAUCCAGCGCCGCAAGGUCGCCGAGGAAAUGCUCAAGAAGGAAGAGCGGCGGUCGAAGCUGUAA
Molecule: messenger RNA, 1542 nt
Organism: Rasamsonia emersonii CBS 393.64
Lineage: Eukaryota; Fungi; Ascomycota; Eurotiomycetes; Eurotiales; Trichocomaceae
Product: Peroxisomal-coenzyme A synthetase
Exons: 4
Coding region: 1-1542 (513 amino acids)
Biological process (GO): fatty acid metabolic process
Molecular function (GO): medium-chain fatty acid-CoA ligase activity
Source: RefSeq, a predicted model, not a curated record